Caretta caretta (loggerhead turtle) is the source of this 8859-nucleotide messenger RNA. RefSeq names its product CD276 molecule (gene CD276). Lineage: Eukaryota; Metazoa; Chordata; Testudines; Cheloniidae. Gene Ontology annotation, molecular function: signaling receptor binding. The record is from RefSeq and is a predicted model, not a curated record. Gene Ontology annotation, cellular component: external side of plasma membrane. Gene Ontology annotation, biological process: T cell receptor signaling pathway; regulation of cytokine production.
GGAUGAGAUCACUCCCGGCUCAGACAGGCGGCCCCCACUGCUCCCAGCUGGUACCGCACUAUCCUCCGCCUCUGCCCGCUUCUCCCGUGGAGUUCGCUGCAAGGCCUGCCUUGUCCGGCCGGCUCGGGGCCCUGGCCGCUGCCCCCCGUAGCAGGCGGGGGAAGAAACCGGCCGGUUCUGCCGCGUACUGCCGCCGCCGGCCUAGGCUGGCUCAGGGCAGCUCCUGCCGAGAGGGAAGAUUCCCUUUUCCAAGGACACACAGAGCCUUGCUCUCCCCUCCCCACUACCCCCCACUGACGCUCUGGGAUCUCGCCCUGCAUCACAGAUGCCCUGCCCAUUGCUCAUCCUGGUCCUGCUGGUGCUCGCUCCAGCAGGCUCAGUGGAUAUCCGGGUACCCGAUGACCCUGUGAUCGCCCUCUUUGGUCGGGACACCGUCCUCCACUGCUCUUUCUUGCCUGACACCAGCUUCAGCCUGGCCGAGCUCAGCCUCAUCUGGCAGCUGACGGACACCAAGCGGUUGGUGCACAGCUUUGCCAGUGGGCGGGACCAGCUGGCUGACCAGGGCAGCGGCUAUGUCAACCGCACGGCCCUCUUCUACGAGGAGCUGCCCCGGGGCAAUGUCUCGCUGCUGCUGCGGCGGGUGCAGAUCUCCGAUGAGGGCAGCUUCACCUGCUUUGUCCGGGUCCAUAGCUACAGCAGCGCGGCGGUGACGCUACAGGUGGCUGCUUUGUAUUCCAAGCCCAACUUGAACCUGGAGCCCAGCAAGAACCUGAAGCCAGGGGACCUAGUGACAGUGACCUGCCACGCCUUCCGCGGCUACCCUGCAGCCACGGUACUCUGGCAGGAUGGCCAGGGCAACAACAUCACAGAGAAUGUCACCACCUCCCAGGUGGCCAAUGAGGAAGGACUCUUUGACGUGCAGAGUGUCCUCCAGGUGGUGCUGGAGCCCAACAGCACCUACUCCUGCCUGGUGCGGAACCCCGUGCUGCAGCAGGAGACCCACGCCUCUGUUACCAUCACUGGCCAGCACCUCACCUUCCCUGCCGUGGCUCUCUGGGUGACCGUGGGACUCGCUAUCUGCAUCUUGGGGCUACUGGGCGCCCUGGCUUACGUGUGCCGGAAGAAAAUUCGCCAGAGCUGCAAGGAAGAGGAAGAGAAUGCCGGGAUGGAGGAGCAGAUUGAGGAUGAUGGAGAACCCAAAACAGCUUUGCAGCCUCUGAAGACCCCAGAGAACAAAGAAGGCAACGAACAAGAAAUUGACUGACAGGAAAUGGAGGAGACACAGAAACAAUGCCACAUGCCACAGACUAGCAGCCUGUCCUCUCGGACCAUUGUAGCCUCCUGGGGGAUGUCCUAUAGGAGACACUGAACAUCCCAUCGCCUGUGCCACCAUUGCUACAUACCCUGGCCAUGAAGGACAGCAGCUUCAGCCUGUUUUCUCUGUUUGCUUCACCAUAACCAUCUCCCCCACCAACACACACACACAGGGUAGACGCGACAGUGUUGCUAUGUAGGGCUCGCUUCCUCACGGGGCUGGAUACACUUUAUUCCCAGGAGUUAUUGUCUUCCUGGCCCAAGCAGCCCAAAGGGGCCUGAUUCUCCAUUGUCCUGCACCUUGGGUGCUCACUUCUACCAGUGCAAAGUGGGUGCAUAGUGCUCCCAAUGGUGAGCAUUUGCACUCACGCUGCCCUGGUGGAAAUGACUGCACAAGAUGCAGGGCAGUGGAGAGUUGGGCCCAGGAUGUGAAGGGCCCUUUCUUGUAGGUGAUUAACUUAGAGAUCAGUGGGAUUACUGCUGCUUUUAAGGUUAAGCAGGCGCUUAAGUGCUCUGCUGGAUGGGUUGGAGGGCUCUGGCCCCUUGUGAGAUUGAACCCUCCCUGCACAGGAGGUGCAGCCAGCAGAAUCUGAGCAGCCAGGAGGGAUGCAGUGGGGACUCUUGUCCUGUGUCAAACGUGUGUGUGGGCAGGUGGGGUGGGUGGUAGGGUGGGCAAUAUCUAUGGUUAAGGGGAUAUUUGGUUAUCAGUGCCCCAUUACAGCACCAGCUCUUGGUGUCUUGGCCCUUGUAGCAUGUGACUAACGUGAGAGCCAGCUCUAUGGCUCCAUGGAUGUCCCUCCUCCCCACUCCCCACUUCCAGCCAUCCUUCCCCCGCUCUCACCACAAAGCAGGCUCCACUUAUUCCCACACCCCAAAUUCAGCUUCUAAAGCAGGCGGACAGGGGGGAGGGGAUGGGACCAGGUGUCCAUGUCUUUCAGAAGAUCCUAAAGACAGAGGCUCUGAGUAUCCUUGUGCCCUCCUGUCUGUCUUUCCUGUCCUGCACCUGGUGCCUGAUGCCUAACCACAACUGCUCUCCUCCAUUCAACCAAGGGGAGCCUGCUGAUCGUUGGACCAUCCUCCCCCCAAGAUGCCUUCAUGGACAAGGUUCAACAACCUCCAAGAGGCAGGCCUGUGGAGGUGGACAAUGGGCCCAAGAAAGUCUUUGAAGCUCCUUGGAGAUGGACAGUGGGUCCAGGUGGCUGUAGAGAUGGAGAGUGGCCUAGUAUGGUUGUAGAGGCUCUGUGAGGAUGGAGCUCAUAGACUUAAGUGGAAGUGGUCCAUGCUCUUGGUCCUGGCUAUGGCAGAGGCACAGCUCCAGAGAGCGUCUUGUUAUCUUUAAUGUUGUACCACUGUCACCAGCAUUUGUCUUUUGCCUUAAGCCCCUGGAGCCAGAUCUGUCCCUGGCUUAAUUCCAUUGAGGUUGGUGGAGUUACCCCAGGGGUGGGUUUGGCCCAGAGGAUUUUGUGGGGCAGGAGAGGGAGAGGAAACUUCAUAGAUCUCACCCCCCUGCCUUGGCCUUGCUUUAACAAAGAGUCAGGAAGUAUCUGUAACUGGAUGUUGUGCCUGCUUGGGCCAACGGUGAGGAGGGGAACUUGCAGGUCAGAUGUGACCCUCGGCUACUAUCUCCCGAGCUGCUUGCAUCCCUGCUGGAGAAGGGGAUGGGCAUGAGCAGAGGCAGAGAUGGAUUCUCCCACGGUUUUUGCAUCCCUGGUUGGGAGGGAUGAUCCACAAUUUUCUGCAACAAAGCUAUUCCCAUUUCCUGCUCUGUCCAUCUGUCCAUCGGUUCCAGGGCCAGAGAGGCCAACGGCACCACCUCAGCUCCCUGUGAGGAGCGCUGGGUCAGGCACCUCAGUGAAGUUAAAUGGGAGUUCCCCCAUGGCUGUAGCUCUAACACACUGGCCAGUGUGUUCCUGGGCAUCUGGUAGCCAUUUUGAAGCCAAGGUUUCCCAUGAGCUGAUGCCUCUAAAGUAUGUGUUCGGAGCCAGCAAUCCUGAGGUGAAUGGAAAAUACCUGACUGAGCAGCAUGGUACCUGGCUGUGACCCUAAGCUUUUCCUAUCAGAAAGCGAGAAGCAAGGGGAAGCUAGGCUGAGAGAAUCCAAUGGACCAUGGAGGCCCACCUGCCUUCUCAGCUCCACACAUUGUUCAUCUGAAUCCAGAGAGAGGCCCCAUGGUGGAGCAAAGCAGGGGAUGGGUGCCAGGGCCUAUCUGAUGGACUAAAGGCUCUGGUUUCUGAGGCUACCAUUGGCCCUCUCACCAGCACUAAAAUCACUAUGGGCUUCCCAGCUCUGUCGAUGGGGGGUGGUGCGAUUAACUUCACUGGGGAUGCACUCGUAUCCCAGUUGAGGGGCUAUUAUAGGGGGUGGUGGGGAGCACCUCCUAUCAUUAAGAUUGCUGACACCUCCCUAUAUAAGACCCUGCUUUCAUUUGUUUUAUAGCUUUGCCAAGCUUUAGCUGUUUGGGCAGAGAUUUUCCAUGCCAGAGGUCUGCCUCAGGCUGAAUGCAUUUGGCAAAUUUCAGCCAGAAUGGCUUGGCCAUUUCUGAGAAGGAGGCUAAGGGAAAGGACAUUGUUUAGUCCACAUUAAAAACAAUUUGGGCACCCUUUUCUUUGAGCAGCUUUAGCACCCUGUGCUUUGGAGUGACACUUGAAAUUUGGUGGGGGCAUGGCCUCUGUGUCGGAUGUGCCUGUUGCCACCCUGGUGAAAAUCUGCCCACAUUUGCUCAAAUUUCUUUUUAAAAUUGCAGUUUGCAUGUGCCCAGAGACUUCAGUUUUACCAGCAAAAAUCUCUGAUGAUUCCAUCCUCACUGAGCAUGCUCAAGGCUCUCUCAGCUCUUAGCGCUGACCAGACUCUGCAUGUGCCAUCCCCACAGAGCAGCUGUGCAUGCUGCUGCUAGACUAGGGCUGCUGGGAUAAAGCUGGGCCUGCCCUAUGAUUGCUGUUCUAGGCCAGGUGUGGCUAGGCACUAGAGCUGAGAGCAGAGAGGCUGUCUCUCCUGUGCUCUCAGGGCCCCCUUGCCUUGCUGGGAUCCAGGCACUCUGGGGGAGAAAGCUGUCUGAUGUGAGUGCAGAGGGGACAAAAGGUGGAUCAAGACAAGGGAAGGAGUAAAUUGGUGAAUCUAGUGAGCCUGGGGUUGCAGGGGGGAGGGAUACUGGGACUAGCGGGAUAAGGAGGCUGGGACUGGCAACUGGGGGAGGGACUGGGAACCAGGGAGAGAAAUGGGACAGGACUGGGAGCCAGUUGGCUGGGGUGGGUGGGGGACUGACACUGGCUGGACAGUGAGAUUGGGAUUAGGGACCAGUGGUGGGGGGCAAAGGAGGAGGACAACUGAGAAGGAGUUGGGAUGUGGGAGGAGAAUUGGGACUGCUUGGGCAAAGAGACAGGGCAAGGAGGGUGGGAAGGGGAGACUGAAUUUAAAUGAGCAGCCCAGGGAGGGAGAUUAGGAGUGGGAGCCUGUGGGGGUGGGAAGAAGAGGGAUCUCAGAUGUGGAACUGGGAGAGGGAACUGGCUGGGAGAGGAGUUGGGGCAAAAUGGGGAGAAUUGUGAUGGGGUGUGAGUGAGAUUUGGGAGAGAGUUUGGUAUUUGGAGAGCAAGCGGGGGGGUGGAGUGGGGGAGAGGGAGACUAAUGCAGGCUGGACAAGGAGAUGGGCUGGGAUGAGAAGCCUGAGCAGUAAAGGCGACAGGGUAGGCCAGGAGAAUGGGACUGGAACAAGGAACCAGGGCUGGGACAGAGACAGAAAUAGGUUGUUGGGGAGAAGGGAUCAAGCUUGGGAGCAAUGAUGGGAAGAGUCUGUGCCACUAGAGCCCAUGCCCUCCAGAGCUGGAUUGGAACCCAACUGAGGCUCAUUCCUCUGCCAUCAGCAAGCAUCUGGCAAAGUGUGGAUCUCAUCCCCCUCUGAGCCACAUAGAGGAUGACAACCCACUACUGUUACCAGUUACUCCAUGAGCUCCAGUGGCAGAGGUCUGUGGGGUGAAUCUAACAGUUCCAGCCCUGCUGCUGAUGCAUAUCGGUGUCAAUAUGCCACACAAAGGAAUUCCUGAUCUUUCAGUUUAUUUUUUUAAAACUUUGGAAAAUAUGUGACCGCCUUGUGCAUGUGUAUUAUGGUACAGUGUUUAAUGACAUGGUCACAUACUGUUGUUUCCACAGGAUCCCUUCCUGUUUCAGUGCACUGGCUAGACCUACUCUAGGAAUUAUAGAAUCAUAGAAUAUCAGAGUUGGAAGGGAUCUCAGGAAGUCAUCUAGUCCAACCCCCUGCUCAAAGCAGGACCAAUCCCCAAUUAAAUCAUCCCAGCCAGGCCUUUGUCAAGCCUGACUCAAAAAACCUCUAAGGAAGGAGGUUCCACUACCUCCCUAGGUAACCAGUCCAGUGCUUCACCACCCUCCUUGUGAAAAAGUUUUUCCUAAUAUUCAACCUAAACCUCCCACACUGCAACUUGAGACCAUUACUCCUUGUUCUGUCAUCAGCUACCACUGAGAACAGUCUAGAUCCAUCCUCUCUGGACCCCCCUUCAGGUAGUUGAAAGCAGCUAUCAAAUCCCCCCCUCAUUCUUCUCUUCUGCAAACUAAAUGAAUGGAGUCUGCAGGACCCUGUCUCGUUUGUUGCUGAGGAACGGAGCUUCAAGAAGAGAAAGGCAUGGGUCUCAUGGGAAAGGCAGUUGAAUGCUGCCCUGGACAAGUGGAUUCUAUUCCUGUUCCUGAGGCUGAGUCCCUGUGUGAUGCUGGGCAAGUCAAACCAAUUCUUAACAGGGGACCACUGACUGUGUUCCUCAUUUUGGGGGUGCCUGACUGGAGACCCUGCGUGGAAGUGUUGAGCACGCCCUGCUGCAGCCGGUCAGUGAGAACUGUGAUUGAAUAUAGAAAGUGCUAUAUAAUGCUUGUCAGGCCCUAGGUGCCUCGUAUUGGGCACCAAAAUUAGUAGAUACUUUUGACUUUAAUCUCUUUGUGCCUCAGCUGUCCACCUGUAAAAUGUGGAUAAUAUCUCUCAUCUCUCCAAGAUGCUGGGGAUGGGGGAUUCGUUAAUUUUGGUGAAGCACUUCGCUACUCUAAUGAUGAGUGCGGGAGAAAAGCCCAUGAGGAAAUGAAUAAUUCUGUCUCAGAGCAGGGUUUGAAUAGUGGGCAGUAGAUGGGGCAUAGGGGCCUCACAUGGAACAAUGAGGCGAAAACAAAAUAUUGACUAACUGCCCAUUAAGGGAACAGAGUCCACCGUGCAUCAUGAUGGAAAAAACAGUAUGAGAUUGUGUAAUUAAAGACUGUCAUAAAGCGUACGCACCAGGGACCGAAUUUAGAUGGCCACGGUGGCCUUAAUUCUGACAUUUCCUAACUUUUGAUGGCUUGACUUUGCAAUCUAAAUAGCUUCCUUUUAAUGUAGCUUUUGUGCAUAACAAAGACCUGUGCAGGCCACGGAAUGUUUGAGUUAAGGGGCCUAAGAUGGAAUGUUCUGGCCCAUAAAAGGAGCAGAGCCAUUUAAGCUGUGCUCACAGCACCAGCGGAAACAUAAAGGGACAGACCAAAGUCAGGGAGAUGCCAGCAUUGUCCAGCCAGCCUACCUUAUGCACAUUUUCUGAUCCCUGGCUGCCUUCUUCACCCUCCAUCCCUGCUUCUCACACUCAGGCCCAACCAUGUUGCAUUCAGAUAUCCUCAGCACUCGUCUCUGGCCCCACUCAGGCAGGGAGAUACCAUUGUGCUAGAAUCAAGGUCUGAUUUGGUAUUUUUUUUAAUUACUUAAAUUCUGGAAGCUGGAGUAUUUUGUGCCUUGACACAUUUUGGGGGGAAUAAAUGCUUGGUUCUUUUUGACAAAGUUCCUGGGGUCUGGUGUGGUUUGUAGUAUGGUUUGGUGUGCAGGCCCAGCAGUCCUCGUUGGCAUAAGGAGAGAACAUCAGCCGUAGAAAGACCUGAGUUGUAACUCAGUAGCUGGGGGAUAUGUAUUUUCCUAUGAUCUACUGGGGGUUCUAGGAGAACCCAGCUGCCUGCUAGGGCCCUGCCAGAACCUGUGGACUUCCCUACCCUGGAGAACCUGGGACUCCUCUGUCAGCCCUAUGUUAGGGAGAGGGGUGCGGGUCUAGAUCUCUGGCUAGACCAAGAGGAGUCCCUGAUGUCCUCAUCCCAUGGUAGGACUCAUUGCCAGAUGUGAACGGCGUGCAGACGUAGCCCUUUAGAGGCAGCCUCCACCCACAUCCACUGUCAGGGAUCCUCAGCUGCCCCAUCCCAGCUGUUGGGGACACUCCAGCUCUCCAGCUCCAGUGGGUAUUGGAGAGGCUAAAACUCCUUCCAUUCAAACCUGCUGUGAGGGGUUCCCAUAUUAGAGGCACGGGCUCCUGCAAACGAGAGAGCCAGGUCACAGAAGAACUUCCCGCUUUCUGGAGCUGGGUGUAAAGAGGGGUCUUAGGUGUUACUACAUUGCAUAGUUCUGUCAGUAGUCAAGGCUGGAGCCAUGUGGGGUUGUUUCCAUCCUGCGUUCAACCUCAAGCCACUCUCCCCAGUCAUUGUCCCAGCAUACAAGAGGUACUCAGGGGCAGCACACACAAGUGCUAACCAGGCCCUGUGCACCCAGCCUGCAAAAGCUAUCUCAGGUUCUCCUGUGGUGAUGUCUUGCCCCUGGGAAGGUGCUGGGAUUCAUGCUGUGUCACUGAAGGGUUUGUACUCUGGCCAUGAAGCCAACUUUUCAAGUGUUGAGGUCAUGGGGGGCAGGUGGAGAGUGUAUGGUUUAAGGAUAUCUGACAUGCAAUGGCCAUGAAGCAGCCUGGGAGCCUUGGGGCACUUGCUAAAAGCACUGGGGUAUGGAUCCAUUCAGAAAGUCCAUCUCCACUGCUUCCCCAGUUCUGGAGUUUACAAGGUUCACCCACUAGUUAAGUCAAUGGGGUUGCUCCAGAUCUACACCACUGUAGCGAGAUGCCACUGAAAUCAAUAGGGUUACACCAGAUUAACAGCAGUGUAAGUGAGAUCAGAAUUUGGCAUGAUGGGUGUAAGCAUCUCUCCUUAAGAGAGCUGGCUCAGAUAAUUCAUUCAAAACAUUUUUUCAGUAGGAAUGGCUUUUCUGUCAAAAUGACAAUAUCCAUUUUUGAUAAUAAUUUGGGGGUUUGAUCAAAAAACUGGAAAAAAAAAUUUCACAUGUUGGCAAUCAAAAGCUGAAAAAUGUUGGCUGAAAACUGAAAGAAUUCUGCUGAAAAUUGAAAAUGUUGGUUUGGACUAAAAUUUUGGAGGUUCUGAAAACUUUGAAGAAAAAAGUGAAAACAUUUUUCAGUUUUGUCAAAAUUUGUCAUGGAAACAAAACCCAUUUUCCCCCAACCAGCUCUGCUCCCUGUAUCCAGAGGUUACCAAAGAUGGGAGUUACCGCCUUUUAAAAUAUGUGACACAGAUUGCUCCUGAAGGACAAGGAAUAGUGGAGGGAGGAGGAGGAUGGAAUGGUUGCUGGGAAUAAACUGAGAGUCAUAUUUUGUAUCAUGUAUCAAGUGUCUUCUAAUCCCUGUUACAUUCUGGCUCAGUAUUUGCACCAUGCAUCAUAGUAAUAAGCAGCCGGACAAUGGCAGGUGAGUGUGUGUGUAGCCCAAG